Messenger RNA from Cynara cardunculus var. scolymus (artichoke), 693 nucleotides. RefSeq names its product dof zinc finger protein DOF2.4-like. The record is from RefSeq and is a predicted model, not a curated record. Gene Ontology annotation, biological process: regulation of DNA-templated transcription. The coding region runs from base 60 to 548 and encodes 162 amino acids. Lineage: Eukaryota; Viridiplantae; Streptophyta; Magnoliopsida; Asterales; Asteraceae. Gene Ontology annotation, molecular function: DNA-binding transcription factor activity; DNA binding. The transcript is spliced from 2 exons.
GUAUUUCCGUAAAUCCCCUGAAACUUUCUAAAAGAGAAAAAAAAAAUCAAAUUCAAACCAUGGUUUUCUCACCUGUUACACCCUUUCAAGAUCACCACGAUUGUCAUCAACAGUUGCAACAAUCAAACCAUCAACAAGAAAGUGGUGGCGUAGGUGAAAACCUUAAUUUUUGGCAACCACUGGCGCCUCCACAACAUGGAGGUGGUGGUGGUGGUGGUGGUGGUGGUGAAGGAUCAAUUCAACUAGGAUCUAUGGUGGAUCAAGCCAGACUAGCCAACCCACCCCUGCGUGAGCCAGGAUUAAAGUGCCCUCGUUGUGAUUCCACCAACACCAAAUUUUGCUACUUCAACAACUACAGCCUCACACAGCCUCGACACUUUUGCAAGACGUGCAGGCGCUAUUGGACACGAGGUGGUGCUCUAAGGAAUGCUCCUGUUGAAAAAGAAGUAACAAAAGCAGCAGAAACUCGAAAUCUCAGAAGCCGAAAAGGAGCUAAAUCCAUAAGUGGGAGUCCAUCAAGAUGUAGCACGGAAAACAUAGCAAGUUAGGGUGUUUGCAGAACUCUCAGUAUUAUGGUCAUUUCCUAUAUGAAAAAUAAAGUUGUGAAAAUUGAAAUUGUGUUAUAUUAUGAUGUUAGCAUAACUGAAAGAUUAUUUGUGACUUGAAUAAGUGGUUUACCUCGGUUUUCAACAA